AUGGCAACACAAGUGCAGAGUCAAGUCAAAGUCAACGGCACCGAGGGAGCGGGCCACCGACUCGACGCAUUAGCAAGCACAGGAACAGUUGGAGGUGUAGAUGUCGACGCUGAGAGGACUUCAUUCAGACUUCCUGAUGGCACCACGCAAGUAUGGAUAGCCACUAAAGGCACCGGCUUCGUGGUGGGCUCCGGUGACAGUCUGCUGGCCGAGUGGAAGAAUGACGAGAGAGAGGCCAGAAUCUCACCAGCCAUGGUCAACGAAGACAGGGCCGAGUCGGCUCAAGUCCUGCGGCUCACAAUCGACAGCUCACCUCCAGAGCCUGACUCCAAUGACCUCGCUCUCCAGCUGGUGUGGGCCUCCAUCUACGCACUCUGGUUGCACCCAAGCCACAGGGACGACGAUAUCAUCGCCAUCUCUGUAGACGGCGAGAGAGUGGGCGAGUAUCUGCGCUGUACCGGCCUCGCUGUCAUCUCACCAUUGUCUGAGAGCACCUCUGGCCCAGAUGCCAUCUACUGGCUGCAACGUGAGGCUUUCUGGCAGGGUGCCGGCGCGCCAGACAACCAGCACUGGCUCCGUGCCCGUCCCGAGGCGAGCUUCCCAGGCUUCAACGGCAGGUUGGGUGCCUUUGCCAACCAGCUGGGCUUCACGAGGAAGGGCAACGUCUGCACGGUGCACCCGGUAAGGCCGCCCAAGCCCAAGCCCGGCUCGGUGAUUUACUCGCGGUUCAUCGUGGAGCUGGGCCAGCAGCUCGAGAUCCACCACAUCGACGCGUCGAACCCGUUGCACUUCGAGACGUACGCGCGCUGGCAGAACUCGGACCGAGUCAACGCAGGCUGGAAGGAGCGCGGGCCGGACGAGAAGCACCGGGCGUACCUGGCGGCGCAGCUGGCCGACCCGCACACCAUGUCGUGCGUGUUCCUGUGGGACGGCGAGCUGGCGGGCUACACCGAGAUUGGCUAUGUCAAGGAGGACAACGCGGCGUGCUUCUUCGGCGGGCAGUGCAACAUCACCGUCGGCGAGCACGACCAGAACUCGCACAUCCUUGUCGGCGAGGAGCACUUCCGCGGCGGCAAGCGCUACGAGGCCGUCGCCACCUCCAUCAAGCACACGUGCUUCCUGCGCGACCCCAGGACCAAGCAGGUCGUGGCCGAGCCGCGCUACGACCUGGCCCAUGUGCACAUCCAGAACAAGUACCUGCCGCAGGAGAAGAAGAAGAGGUUCGAGCUGCCGCACAAGACGGCUAUGCUUUUCGCACUUCAGCGCGAGCGCUUCUUCCAGGAGGGUCACUUUGUAUAG
Molecule: messenger RNA, 1299 nt
Organism: Diaporthe citri
Lineage: Eukaryota; Fungi; Ascomycota; Sordariomycetes; Diaporthales; Diaporthaceae
Exons: 1
Coding region: 1-1299 (432 amino acids)
Biological process (GO): siderophore biosynthetic process
Source: RefSeq, a predicted model, not a curated record